CAAAACAAACCAAAAAACAGUAACAUUACCUUCCUUGGAGUAACAUAACAGCAACCUAACUCAAAAGAAUGUCUUUGGUAACCGAAGAAAUGAAAUCGAAAUCAGAGGUAUACCAUGGAGACGAAAUGUGUCAGCUCAAAUCCAAAGAGCUUCUGAGAGAAAUCGCUCUCCCCAACGGUCUGUUACCAUUGAAAGACAUCAUAGAAGUUGGUUACAACGAAGAAACAGGUUUCGUUUGGUUGAAACAGAAGAAAAGCAUAACACACAAGUUUGAAAAGAUUGGAAAACUUGUUUCUUAUGCUACGGAAGUCACAGCUUAUGUUGAAAAAGGUAAGAUUAAGAAACUGAAUGGCGUCAAAACCAAAGAGCUUUUCAUUUGGAUUACACUUAGUGAUAUUUAUGUUAAUGAUCCACCCACUGGUAAAAUCACUUUUCAAACUCCUGCUGGACUCUUUAAGACUUUUCCAGUUUCAGCUUUUGAAGUUGAUGAGAAAUCAACUGGUGUGAAAGAGAUCAACAACGAAGUCAAUGAAACUGUUGCUGGUGUUAAAGAGGUCUAGUUUUAGAUCUCUUUAUUGAUUAUUCAUGUGAUUGGUUGUUGCCGAAAUUUCAAGUAUUAAUUUACUUUACUUUUAUCUA
Messenger RNA from Lathyrus oleraceus (garden pea), 639 nucleotides. RefSeq lists its product as uncharacterized. The coding region runs from base 69 to 560 and encodes 163 amino acids. Lineage: Eukaryota; Viridiplantae; Streptophyta; Magnoliopsida; Fabales; Fabaceae. The record is from RefSeq and is a predicted model, not a curated record. The transcript has a single exon.